AUGGGUGACUUCGCCUCGCUAUUCGUAUUUAUUAUAGUAUUUCCGCUAGUACUGAGUAGUUUCUUGAAAUAUCAGCCUGGGGCAUGUGUGGAUGGCGUGCAUAAUUUGUUGCGGAUAGAUUCUACAGAAGAUGUAACACUACCAAUCCAACUUCGCGAUGUACAAAUCCUUUUCUACGAUAUUUACAACAAAACCUCCUGCCAUGAAGGCCGACCAAACCUAAAAAUGCCUGGCUAUGUAAAAUUUAUCGCAGGCGAAAUGCACGUUUUUCGCCACAUUGAAAAUUUCGAUCAAAUCGACGUACAACCAACGAUCUCAUUCAUGCAUCUAUUUUUAUGCCGAGGCGGCAUCAGCCCGGUGCCAAUGUUCCCGAAUCGAUUUUGCAACUUUAAAUUGUCAAAGUACAUCCCUGAGCAUUAUACGGAUAUAUUGCGAAAUCAAGGGGUGCAUACAAUUGGUGAAAUGAUGACAAAGUCAAAUUUCACUGAAGUUCUGGAACUGCCACCAAGCGUUUCAUUCUUUGGGGUGACGUUAUUACGGAUGAUUAGGGAUCGAUACCAUUCUGAAGUGCGUAUGGCAAUCGAAGAGAAGCCAAUUCUCCACAUCAAAAUCCCAUCCGAUGGAGGCUAUUUCUACGUCGGCUAU
Messenger RNA from Mesorhabditis spiculigera, 645 nucleotides. NCBI's taxonomy places the organism in Eukaryota, Metazoa, Nematoda, Chromadorea, Rhabditida, Rhabditidae. The record is from the annotation of a GenBank genome assembly.